Dibothriocephalus latus is the source of this 261-nucleotide messenger RNA. NCBI's taxonomy places the organism in Eukaryota, Metazoa, Platyhelminthes, Cestoda, Diphyllobothriidea, Diphyllobothriidae. The record is from the annotation of a GenBank genome assembly.
AUGCAGCUGCUGGCAAGGAUCGAGGAGGAGUCACAAGACACUACUGGAGGAGUGAGUCCCGUUACCAGUCGGAAGGCUGACAUACUGGCAGUAGACCUCGGGCCAGGGGGUAAGUGGAUUGUCAAUAUUCUGUACGUUUGCCCACAGCGCAUUCUCCUCUUCUUCCUGAAGUCGAGGCGAACGAAAAAGGCACCAGACCGCAGGGAAGAUGAAACCACCGAUGAAGGUACAAGUCGUACAGACGACAAGGACAUCGUCUAG